AUUUUCUUCUUAUUUCCAUUUUAUCCAGAAAAUAUCAUUAUCUCUCCCAUUUCGUUUUUUGAUUCCAACAAAAACGAUAUAGAGAAAUCGAGGAAGAAAGAGACAAUCUUUAUCUCAUUUGUUCCACAGCUGAAUAGGAGCUGUGUGUUGAAUAUGGAGAUUGAUAAGGCAAUCAGAGAAAGUGAUGACCGGAGGCUCAAGACUAAGUACAACAACGCCAUCUAUGUUAUUCAAAGAGCUUUGGCUCUCUACUCAACUGAAGAGGUUGCUUUCAGCUUCAAUGGAGGAAAGGAUUCAACUGUAUUGCUACACCUUCUUAGGGCUGGCUAUUUCUUGCAUAAAGGAGAACAAAGUUCUGCUAAUGGCGGCCUUACAGAUUUUCCAAUUCGGACAAUAUAUUUUGAGAGCCCUUCUGCAUUCCCUGAAAUCAACUCAUUUACCUAUGAUACAGCCACUACCUAUGGCUUGCAAAUGGAUAUUAUCCACACAGAUUUCAAGUCUGGUUUAGAGACCUUGCUAAAGGCUAAACCAAUCAGAGCUAUAUUUCUUGGAGUUCGAAUUGGUGAUCCUACAGCGGUGGGACAAGAGCAAUUCUCACCCAGUUCACCUGGAUGGCCACCUUUCAUGAGGGUGAAUCCAAUCUUGGAUUGGUCAUACAGAGAUGUGUGGGCAUUCUUAUUAACAUGCAAGGUGCAAUACUGCAGUCUUUAUGAUCAAGGCUACACCUCGAUUGGGAGUAUACAUGAUACUGUUCCAAAUGCGUUGCUGUCCAUAAGCAACUCCUCUGGCAGCAAAGAAAAUUUUAAACCUGCAUAUUUGCUUUCUGAUGGAAGAUUAGAGAGAGCAGGAAGAGUGAAAAAGGUUUCUGCUUCAGCUGGCAGGUUUUUUCCUGCUAAUGAAAAUGGCAUGGUUAAUGUAGAUUCAGAUCAAAACAGACUGCUCACUGCCUCUAUCAUUGCUGUGGGGGAUGAGAUUUUGUUUGGUUCCGUUAAGGAUCAGCUGGAACAUUCAUUGUGCAAAAAGCUACAUUCAAUUGGUUGGUCUGUAUCAAAAAUUGCUGUUGUUCCAAAUGAUAUAGAUUCUGUGGCUGAAGAGGUUGAACAGCGCAAGUCCACUAAUGAUAUGGUAUUUUUGUAUGGAGGAUUGGGUCCAUUGCAUUCAGAUGUUACUUUAGCAGGUGUAGCAAAGGCAUUUGGGGUUCGUCUGGCUCCUGAUGAAGAGUUUGAGGAAUAUCUGAGGAAGCUUAUUGGUUAUCAAUGCACAGGCGAUCGAAAUGAGAUGGCUCAAUUACCAGAGGGCAUCACUGAACUAUUGCACCAUGAAAGGCUACCUGUGCCUUUGAUCAAAUGUCAAAAUGUCAUCAUUUUCUCGGCAACGAAUGUUCUUGAGCUGGAAAAGGAAUGGGAAUGUCUGAUCGAAUCAACAGAGUCUGGUGGCUGCCUUGUCCCAUUGAAACCAUACUCAUCCAAGCAUUUAACAGUACAUUUAUCAGAUGUAGAAGCUGCUCAUCCUCUACUGAAGCUUUCUCUUGAAUUCUCAGACCUUUACAUAGGGGGUUACCGCGAAUCGAGACAAGGGCCUCUUGUAAUUUGUAUCGAAGGCAAGGAUCCAGCACGAGUUCAGUCAGCCACAGAAGCCUUGCGCAAGAAGUUUGAUGCUGGGGCAUUUUCUUAGAUCAACUAAAUAAAGUUGUUUCUUUUGUCAAGUGUAAUCUGCCAGGCUUCAAAAACCGAGAAGCCUCUUCAACUAAUGCACUUUUUUACUUCCAACUUUUAACAGAAAUAUAGUUGGAGUCGCAACCGGGAAGAAAAGAAAGAGAAGAUCAACAGAAAAGAGAAAACAUUAGCUAGGCCUUUAAUUAGAUGAAAAAAUUUACACAGUUAUCAUAAUGAGCCAACGGUGCACGCUGGAAAAAUUCAGUACCUGAACGCUUUGUAUUGGCUUUCCACCUGAGUAAUCAAUAUCGGCUAAGUUCUAUCUUUUUAUUACAUAAUUGUAGUAGUCCCCUGUGCUAGGGUCCGAAUUGCAACAGACUUGUCUGGACUGUAAAACAGAUCCCUUAGAUGGUGGAGGGCAGACCCAUCUCCCA
Molecule: messenger RNA, 2089 nt
Organism: Rubroshorea leprosula
Lineage: Eukaryota; Viridiplantae; Streptophyta; Magnoliopsida; Malvales; Dipterocarpaceae
Source: the annotation of a GenBank genome assembly